AUGGAUUCGCUGGGAAAAUUGGAACAAAUGAAACUCUUUCGUCAUUCAUUUAAAGAUCCAGCUGAAUUUUGUACCCAAAUUGUUGUAAUUCCAAACAAAAUAUCCAAAUUAAUCGGUUUAGAUAUAUUCAGUUCGACAUACAAAAUGCCCAAUUUUUAUACGGCAUUUACCUUGUUCGUAGCUGUGAUGUAUUUGUAUUUCACUUGGACAUCGGUAUAUGAAAUGCGUCACGAUUUGGAGGAGGUCAUCAACUGUCUGGUGACUCUGGGUGUGGCUGUUCAGUGCGUGUGGAAGCUUGCUAUUUUUGCAAUUAAUCGAAAGGAGCUACUCUGGAUGCAUGAGUACAAUAUUUCUUUGUUUAAGGAGGAAUGCAAUCCGAGAACGAAAAGCAUGUUGAUGAGAAAUAUAUUUUUGCUAAGCGUCAUUCUGAAAGUGAUGCUGAUAAGCUACGCUUUUACAAGCUUUUCUCUGGAUUUUGCACCGUUAUUGUAUUUGCUGAAAACUGGAGAAAAGCUACUCCCAUUUGGGUUUUAUAUGCCGUACUUGGACCACAAAAGCUGGGGUGGAUAUAUCAUCAACUACAUGGUGCACAUCCUAAUGACGGUUUACGUAUCUUCCGGAGAUAUGGGACCUGAUUGCUUCUACAUGACGAUGUUAAUGAACUCAUUUACGCAGAUCGAUUUGUUGAUUGAUUCUUUGAAAGAAAUGAAUGAAAAAAUCGAGCAGAAUUGCGAUGACAUUGUGCCAAUUUUUGAGAAAAUCGUCAAACGACAUCAGGAACAUCUGCAAUACUUGAGAACUGUAGAGAAUGUAUUUCGAUUCUUCUACUUCAUUACUUUUGUAUCGUUGUCAUUGGUAUUAGUAACAUCUCUUUUCGCUGUUGUAAUGCUCUCAUGGUAUCAAGGCUAUGUAUUCAUCGCCUUCGUCAGCUACCAAAUGUUUUUCGGUUGCUUUCUGGGAACAAUUUUGGAGUGGAAGAACGAACAACUUCAACGUGAAAUCUACAAUAUUUUGUGGUAUAAAUUGGAAAAUUCGCAACAAAUGUUGUUACGUUUUAUGCUCCUGAGUGCACAGGAUUCCAUUACUUUGACAGUUAUAUUUGGUAAUCUCAACAUACCGACAUUCUUGCAAGUAUACAAAACAGUCUACAGUAUUUUCACCAUGUUGCAAACGGUAAAAGAGGAAUGA
Messenger RNA from Sabethes cyaneus, 1188 nucleotides. RefSeq names its product odorant receptor 67d-like. Gene Ontology annotation, cellular component: plasma membrane. Gene Ontology annotation, molecular function: olfactory receptor activity; odorant binding. NCBI's taxonomy places the organism in Eukaryota, Metazoa, Arthropoda, Insecta, Diptera, Culicidae. Bases 1 to 1188 code for a protein of 395 amino acids. Gene Ontology annotation, biological process: detection of chemical stimulus involved in sensory perception of smell; sensory perception of smell. The record is from RefSeq and is a predicted model, not a curated record. The transcript has 4 exons.